GCUAAGUCUCUGGCACCAUAACACGUCUGCUCGCUGCGUAACGCAGACACGCCAGUAUGGUUAAGCUCGUUGCGUUUCUCGCUGUGCUGCUGUGCGGCAACCUGGCUGCUGCCACGAGCGCAGAUCUUAUAUCCGUUCUGGAGCAGCUGGCGGAAGGUCCGCUGGCACGGCUGCUGGAUUUGAACAUCGACCCACCGCCCCGAACCGCCGGCUUCUCUACGCUGCUGCCCCAGAAAAGCAUCCGAUUGACCUGCACCAAGACGAGGGAGCCCCGCUUCCAGGAAAUAUUGGUCGGCGAUGUGAACCUGCAGAGCAAGCUGAACUUUUCGCUGCCGCUGACGAUCGCCAUCCAUGGCUGGCAGGAGAGGAACCUCAGCACGUACAGCGCGCUGACGAUGCCGUAUCUGCGCUUCGCCAACAACACCAACUACUGCCUGCUGGACUGGAGAGCGUACUCCGAGUUUGGGUAUCAGAUCGCGGCCCGCCAGAGCGUACCGCUGGUGGCGCAGUAUUUGUUCGGAUUUUUGCAGAACCUCAGCCUGCUGUACUUCCCGCUCGAGCGUGUGACCCUGAUUGGGUUCAGCAUGGGUGGACAAAUUGCCGGACUGACGGGUAAGCUGCUGCCGAACCGGAUCGGUACGAUCUAUGCGCUCGAUCCGGCCGGUCCGCUCUUCUCGCACCCGGUCGACAUUGGGCCUAAGCGCCGGCUGGAUGCGUCGGACGCACAGUACGUGCAGGUGAUCUACACCUCCCGCUACACGGCUGGCUUCGGAAAGGUGCUUGACGGUGCGCAGAACUUCCUGCCCAACAAGGGCUACCAUCCGCAGCAGCCCUGCAACGCAAAGGGUGAUGGUUUGAGCGAACUAGCCGGGGCGCUGCAGUGCAGUCACAGGUACGCGGUGAGUCUGUUCGUGAGCAGCCUCGACCCAAACAACCCCAUCAUCGGCAAGAAGUGUCCGACGAUCUUCGGGGCACGCGUGUGCCUAAUGCCCACGAAGGAUCGCCUCGGUAUAUAUGCGCAAAGAAUUCGUGGCGACUUUUACUUGUAAGCGGAGUUGUAAACGUGCAAGCGAAUUGAAAAUGCGGAUAAAUCUUGCUCAAACAUCGUAUCUUUACUUGUAGUAACAAGUGCGACCAUAAAA
This is a messenger RNA of Anopheles arabiensis, 1142 nucleotides long. RefSeq names its product endothelial lipase-like. Gene Ontology annotation, molecular function: lipase activity. The transcript has 2 exons. NCBI's taxonomy places the organism in Eukaryota, Metazoa, Arthropoda, Insecta, Diptera, Culicidae. The record is from RefSeq and is a predicted model, not a curated record. The coding region runs from base 57 to 1049 and encodes 330 amino acids.